AUGAACACUACGAGUCAACCUUCAACUACAAAUUUGAUGACACUUCAUAGAACCAAUGGAUCCUAUUCUGAAUGCCUCCCCAUUCAUGAAUACAGUACAUUUGUGUAUGUUGUUAUUGCCAUUAUUUCUGUGAUUUCUGUUACGGCAUUUUGCACAAACUUGGUUAUCAUUUGCACAAUUGGAAUGACACAAUCCCUACAAACACCUUCAAAUAUCUUAAUCCUUAAUCUAGCAAUCUCUGAUCUUUUAGGUGGACUUUUCUGUCAACCUUUUUAUUGUGCCUUUAAGUUUUCUGAAAUGAUUUGUGACACUGAGCUGCUUCUGCUAACCAGAACAAUGUACGAUGCUAUAGUGUGGAUUGUUUCGCCAGUUUCAUUUAUGAUAGUUGUAGCAAUAAUUGCAGAUCGAUUCCUAGCUAUUCAGCUUCAUUUGAGAUACCAAGAACUUGUCACAACUCGACGAUAUGCUCUAGCAUUGUCUUUUAUUUGGGUACUAAGUUUUAUAUUUAGCUUGUGCAAGGCAAUGUUUUAUAGCAUUAGCCUACAUGUUGUGGUAAUCAUCUUCUUAACUUGCUUAAUAUUUAUAGCAUUAUAUUUUCUUUCUGUGAUUUUUCGAGUCAUCCGGCGACACUCAUUGCAGAUCCAAGUCCAACAGCAAUCAGUACAACAGUCUAUAGACAUGCCCAGAUACAAGAAAUCCGUCAACACUAUGUACUAUGUGAUUGGUGGGUUUGUACUGUGUAACGUGCCAAUUGUUGGAGCAAUUACGACACAUCUUAUACUAGGCAAAAUAUCUUUGACACUGAUCUUCUUUUACACCAUCUCAGAGACAUUGUUAAUGUUAAAUGGUGUGGUUAAUCCCAUUAUUUAUUGUUGGAGAAUCCAGGAAAUACGAAACGCUGCUCGACAUUUGCUGAGUAAAAUAUGCACGAGAGGCUAA
Actinia tenebrosa (Australian red waratah sea anemone) is the source of this 939-nucleotide messenger RNA. RefSeq names its product putative G protein-coupled receptor 63. Gene Ontology annotation, biological process: G protein-coupled receptor signaling pathway. Gene Ontology annotation, cellular component: plasma membrane. NCBI's taxonomy places the organism in Eukaryota, Metazoa, Cnidaria, Anthozoa, Actiniaria, Actiniidae. Gene Ontology annotation, molecular function: G protein-coupled receptor activity. The record is from RefSeq and is a predicted model, not a curated record.